GUCGCGUAAAGCAUCUCCAAUCUAUCGAGCGAGGCAUUGAGACCUUGCAUCGCAAAUUCAAUGGCAGCGUUCAGAGUGCCAGAAGACAGGCCCACAGAGGGGCCGCACAAUCAAAAACUCAUCUUGUUAGCAUCACUCUGCAGCUUUUCCAGCAGGCUGAUGAGGACUCCAACGGACUCCUCGAAGCCGAGGAGAUUGACAAUUUCCGAAAAACUUUUACGGACGUCUGCGCGCACAUUCCAGGAGCGGACAUGCGAAAGAUUCAGCACGUACUCUCUACGGAUGGCUUCACGAGGAAGGAGGUGCACAAUUUGGUGUCCGAGGUGGUGCAAGUGACUCCACCUCCUGCAGUGCGAGCCAAUGCUGCUCAUGUAAUGUUACAAGCAAGGGCCUAA
Messenger RNA from Symbiodinium pilosum, 395 nucleotides. NCBI's taxonomy places the organism in Eukaryota, Dinophyceae, Suessiales, Symbiodiniaceae. The record is from the annotation of a GenBank genome assembly.